Messenger RNA from Calypte anna (Anna's hummingbird), 1130 nucleotides. Its product is annotated as deoxyribonuclease-1. Gene Ontology annotation, biological process: DNA catabolic process. Gene Ontology annotation, cellular component: nucleus. The coding region runs from base 64 to 978 and encodes 304 amino acids. Gene Ontology annotation, molecular function: DNA nuclease activity. NCBI's taxonomy places the organism in Eukaryota, Metazoa, Chordata, Aves, Apodiformes, Trochilidae. The record is from RefSeq and is a predicted model, not a curated record. The transcript has 9 exons.
GAGGCCUCAGCUGCUCCUUGGCUGGGCAACUGCUUGGCAAGGUGAGCCUCUCCCUGCCUAUAAAUGCAGGAGCAGCUCCUUCCCCUCCCAGAGACCUCAGACAACACCACAGGCAGGAUGGUGACCUCCAGGCUGGUGCUGUCCCUGCUGGCUGCAGCUCUCCUGCUGCGGGUGGGCACCACGCUGAGGAUCUGUGCCUUCAACAUCCAGGCCUUUGGGGACAGCAAGAUGUCCAACCAGACCAUCGCAGGCAUCAUUGGCUCUAUCCUGUCGGGGUACGACAUCUCUCUGGUGCAGGAGGUGCGGGAUGCUGACCUGAGUGCUGUCAGGAAGCUGAUGGAGCAGCUCAACAGUGCAUCCCCACACCCAUACAGGUUUUUGAGCAGCAUCCCCCUGGGUCGGACCACCUACAAGGAGCAGUAUGUCUUCAUCUACAGGUCAGACCUGGUGUCUGUGCUGGGGAGCUAUUACUAUGAUGAUGGCUGUGAGUCCUGUGGGAAUGACACCUUCAGCAGGGAGCCCUUCAUUGUGAAGUUCUCCUCACCCACCACACAGGUGGAAGAGCUGGUGUUGGUUCCCCUGCACUCUGAGCCCAGCAAAGCAGCAGAGGAGAUCGAUGCACUCUACGACGUCUACAUGGACGUCACCAGCAAGUGGGCAACGAAGAACAUCCUCCUCCUGGGUGACUUCAACGCUGGCUGCUCCUACGUGACGGCGGCACAGUGGCCGUCCAUCCGCCUGCGCUCCCUGCCUGCCUGCCGCUGGCUCAUCCCCGACAGCGCCGACACCACCGUGGCCACCACCACACACUGCCCCUACGACCGCAGCAUCGUCGCCUGCGGCUCAGCGCUGCUCAGGGACAUCGAGCCGGGCUCUGCUGCUGCCUAUGACUUCCAGAAGGCUUUUCAUCUCCAGAGCAAGGAUGCUUUGGCUGUCAGUGACCAUUUCCCAGUGGAAGUGACCCUGAGAGGCCACUGAGCCCAUCCCCGUGCCUCUGGCUGCCAGCACACCCCAGCACAUGCCCGUGACCCUCGUGGGAACCCACGUGCCAGCAGUGCCAAACAAGUGGCCCCACCAGCACUGCCAGGAGCUGCUCUUCGGGGGUCUUACAGAAGUGGGAUGCUCUUCAC